AUGGAGUUCAUGAGCGACAUGCUGAGCGGCGCCGACUCGGGCAAGCCGUCUCUGUUUGAGAUAAUUGCGCAGCGCAAAAUGACGGACCUGCUGGAGCCGGCUCUGCAGCACGUCACGUCGGUGUAUGCGCACCGGUACCCGCGCUACCUGAUCCGGGUACUGAACUGGCACGAGGAGGAUCACUUUUACGGGCUGAAGCGGGUGCGUUCGCACAGGAUUCGUGGCGACAACAGCCUGACAUGCGGCGACCGGUGGGGGUCGCUGAUAUUCCUGGUGGGGCUGCCGCUGGUGAAGAGCCGGCUGGACCAGUACUACGAGAAGCGCGGCUGCUGGGCGGAGCAUUCGCCGGGGCCGACGAGGAGAUCCCCGACGACGUCACGGGCAUGCGGCGGCGGCUGCUGGUCGCCAAGCGGUGGUUCAAAAGGUUCUAUCCCGCAUAUCAACUUUGCCUACCACAUGGCUACGGCCCUGUACUAUGUCGCGUAUAUGUUCGACCGCACAAACUACAACUCGCCGUGGCUGCAUCUGCUCGGCCUGCAGGUGCGGCGGCUGACGGCUGCCGACUACCGGGCCAUGGACGAGCGCGGGCCGGCGAAGAGCGGGCUGGCAGCGCCGGCCAACGGGUCGGUGAUCCGGUAUACCCGCAAUCUGCUGGCACGCAUGCUGACGGGCGGACUGGACUUUUUGAAGGUGCUGCUGCCGCUGUCGAUUUUCUUCUACCGGUUCCUCGAGUGGUGGUACCGGUCCGAUUUCCACCGCAAGGUGCAGCAGGCGCCGGUGCCGCCGCCGCCCAUGCCGCUCCGCCCGCACCCCGACGGCGUGGCCGUGCCCGAGGACCAGUCGCUGUGUCCGCUCUGCCAGAAGCCGCGCACCAACCCAGCCAUGGCGCCGUCCGGGUAUGUGUUCUGCUACCCGUGCAUCUACCGGCAUGUCGACGAGACCGGCCUGUGCCCAGUGACCCUGACUAAGGCGCUGCCGGCCGGGAUCAGGAAGAUUUACGCAAUGGAGGCCUGA
This is a messenger RNA of Linderina pennispora, 1014 nucleotides long. RefSeq lists its product as uncharacterized. NCBI's taxonomy places the organism in Eukaryota, Fungi, Kickxellomycota, Kickxellomycetes, Kickxellales, Kickxellaceae. The record is from RefSeq and is a predicted model, not a curated record. Gene Ontology annotation, molecular function: ubiquitin-protein transferase activity; zinc ion binding; protein binding. Bases 1 to 1014 code for a protein of 337 amino acids. Gene Ontology annotation, biological process: protein monoubiquitination; protein import into peroxisome matrix. Gene Ontology annotation, cellular component: peroxisomal membrane; peroxisomal importomer complex. The transcript is spliced from 3 exons.